Lachancea lanzarotensis is the source of this 1353-nucleotide messenger RNA. RefSeq names its product LALA0S10e01750g1_1 (gene RUD3). Gene Ontology annotation, cellular component: Golgi apparatus. The coding region runs from base 1 to 1353 and encodes 450 amino acids. The transcript has a single exon. Gene Ontology annotation, biological process: endoplasmic reticulum to Golgi vesicle-mediated transport; Golgi organization. Gene Ontology annotation, molecular function: small GTPase binding. The record is from RefSeq and is a predicted model, not a curated record. NCBI's taxonomy places the organism in Eukaryota, Fungi, Ascomycota, Saccharomycetes, Saccharomycetales, Saccharomycetaceae.
AUGGCAAAGAGUAAGAAAAAGGCGAACAAAACUGCUGGCACGACCAACAAGUCUUUGGAGCCGCAGCCUACCGAAAAUGAGCCUAUUGCAGACUCAAAUGCAAUGCAGGACGGCCUGAGUGCUAAUAUCAAAGACACUUUUGAAAGUGCCUCUACUCCUCUAAAUACGGACGGAAACAAAGAAUUGAAUGAGGAAAUUGCUCGAUUGCAAGCGGAAGUUGCUGAGUUGAAGCUAAAAGCUCAAUUGCAGCCGGAAACCAAAAAUGAAGACGAAGAUUUGAGCGCCAAGCUAGCACAGGUUCAAGAAGAGAGAGACCGUUUUGAACAUCAAUACGACUCACUAUUGGAUCGGUUAUCGUCGAUGAAGGCGGUUUUCAGCAAAAUGCGAGAAUCACAGGAGGAGCUCGAAUCAUGUCAAGAUCAGCUGCGAGAAUAUGAAUCGCAAAACCUUAGUCUAAAGGAUAAGCUGGAUUCGGCACAACGACAAAGUGAAGAGCUUCGUAAUUUAACAGGCACUUUGAACCAGGAACUUUCGGGACUUGAUGAAGAGAAUGAGAAAUUAACACGCAAUUGCUCCGAAGCUGAAAACGCGAACGUGCUCCUUAAAGAAGACAUUAAACGACUUAAAAGAGAACACGAAAAUAAACAGGGACAGUUAGCUAACAAAGUACAGGAAUUGGAACUUGUCUUGAGCAAUUUUAAGCAGGACGCAGGCUCAACCAAAGAAGAACUCGAAGACACUGUUCAGCGGUUGCAAAAGACAGAGUCCGCAAAAUCCAAAAUCGAGAAAGAGCUCACCAGUUUGAAAGUGCAACUCGAAGAAGGACAAGCUGAAUAUCUCAAGAAGGACGCCACGAAGGAUAAGUUGAUUGAAGAGCUCACCAAUAAGCUGGAAGGCACGCAGUCGUCGCUCAAAGAGACACAAGAAAUACUAGAAAGCUCGAAGUCUGCGGUUGAUACGAUGGCGGCCGAUGUUUCACAAAAGGAAGCCUUACAGCAGGAAUGCAAAGAAAAGGCGCUACAGAUCGGAAAACUACGCCACGAAGCUAUCAUACUGAAUGAACAUCUAACUAAAGCUCUGGCUUUGCUGAAGAGAAGUAACGACUCAGAGAGCGUUGAUAAAGAGCUCAUUUCCAACCUCUUGAUCUCAUUUGUGGCGAUUCCUCGAGCCGAUCCCAAGAAAUUCGAAGUUUUGGAACUCAUCUCCAGUUUUUUGAACUGGGACGAUGACAAAAAGCAGCAGGCAGGUCUAAUCCUUUCGGCCAAUGGCAUUAGAUCUACGAGCAGUGGCUCGAGAACUCAAAACUUUGUCUCUUUAUGGACUGAAUUUUUAGAGAAGGAGAGCGAGAAAUAA